AGCAGCGGAACAGUGCUCAAGGGGCGCCAGUCCUGUGCAAUGAUACAGGAUGGACAGCCGCGCCCUGGCGUACGAGUUCUGGUUCACGAGAGCAAACCCUCCGCUGACCCAAGUCACCUAGCAGCGCACCUCGGGGCGCUCAGCGUCCCCUCCUGGCGCGUCACCUCCUUGGCGCUGGCCCUGUGCCUCUGGUACCGGCAUGGUGGCAUGUGCUUCCUGCUGGUGGCCAUGGCAUGGCCUAAGCGCAGCUCUGGAUCGAUGCUCCAGAAGCUCUCACUUGUCCACAGCCAGAAGGCCGCCCUUUGCCUUCGAUGGCACCUGCAGCGCCGGCGGCUCUACGUGAAGUGGGCCACCGAGCGCUUGGACAAAGAGCUUCAAGGCGCGUGGCGCGUGUUGCUGCCGCCCUCCCCGCGCCAAGAAAUCGCGGAGUCCCUCGGGGGAGGGCCGUGCCGCUCCGUGCUGGGCUACCACGCCUCCGCCUGCUCAGGCUUCCUGCUACCACCAGAGGUGGUGUCCUGCAGUUACCUGCCGGAGCCGGGACUCCGGGCCCACUGCGUCCGACUUCUGCGGGAGCAGUGGGACUCUGAGGCGAGGCGAAACCUGGACCCCAUCCCCGAGGAGGAGAAGACUCGCACCUGGGGCUUCCGCAGUCGAUGCAAGACCUCUGCCUGAGAGGCGAUUCGCUGCAAACCACAUCGACCGGGCGCCGCGGUAUUUUUUUGGGAUGUCA
Effrenium voratum is the source of this 730-nucleotide messenger RNA. The record is from the annotation of a GenBank genome assembly. Lineage: Eukaryota; Dinophyceae; Suessiales; Symbiodiniaceae.